This is a messenger RNA of Daphnia pulicaria, 1512 nucleotides long. Its product is annotated as high mobility group protein DSP1-like. The coding region runs from base 179 to 754 and encodes 191 amino acids. Gene Ontology annotation, molecular function: DNA binding, bending. The record is from RefSeq and is a predicted model, not a curated record. The transcript has 5 exons. Gene Ontology annotation, biological process: regulation of transcription by RNA polymerase II. Lineage: Eukaryota; Metazoa; Arthropoda; Branchiopoda; Diplostraca; Daphniidae.
CUUGUUCUCGUACUAGCUUCCUGAUGCUGCUUUGUGAGCCCCAUAGACCAAGCACCCAAGCUCCUUUGUGAUAACGUUCUUGAAAAAGUUUUCGACCGCCACUUUGGUUAAAUUUGAUCGUCUGGCUUGUCUUGUACGUUAUUUAUCUUCGCGAAAGUCAAUUUCUGGAUAGUCCAAAAUGCCCCGUGCUAAAGGAGAUUCAAACAAACCCCGUGGAAGGAUGACUGCUUAUGCUUAUUUCAUGCAAACUUGUCGAGAGGAGCACAAAAAUAAAUAUCCAGAUGAGAAUGUAGUAUUUCUUGAGUUCUCCAGGAGGUGUGCUGGACAAUGGAAGCUCAUGACGGAAAAUGACAAAAAGAGGUUCCAAGGAAUGGCAGAGCGUGACAAGCUUCGCUUUGAAAAUGAAAUGAGGCAUUACCAACCCCCUCAAGGUGCAACCGGUCGAGGAACCAAACGCAAACAAGUAAAGGAUCCUAAUGCCCCGAAACGCUCCCUCUCGGCUUUCUUCUGGUUCUGUCAUGAUCUGCGCGGACACGUAAAGGAACAGCAUCCCGAAUACACUCUAGGUGAAAUCGCUAAAGAGUUGGGAAGACGUUGGGGAGUUUCAGAUGAUGCUACCAAAGCCCAGUACGCCGCCAAAGCUGAACAAGACAGAGCGCGUUACGAAAGAGAUAUGAAUGCAUACAAGAAAUCGAAAAUGGAACCACACAGCGAGUACUACGAUGAAGAUGAAGAAGAAGAUGACGACGAAUAAGGGGUUUCCUCAGUGCGGGGUUUAUUCUGGUUCUCUUUGUUUCUUUAUAGAUCUUUCUUUCCCUUGUUUUAAGAUUAUAUGUGGACAUGUGGUCAAGAAGACAUUCUUCUCCUGUUUUACAACUGCUUAAGAGAAGGUCUUGGAAGAUUGUUCUUACUUUUUCCUAAUUUUAUUUCUGUGACUGCCUCUGUCAUUUUCCUCCUACUUGCUCGGUAUUCUUAUGUGCGUACAACAACAUGUAAGCGUUGGCAUGCUGAAGCGUGAAGAAAACCAAAAUAAUAUCCACGGAUUGCCCUUUUUUGCAAUACUUCAUGUAAAAACCGGGAAUGUAUUUUUUUUUUGUCUCGCCGUAAGCUCAAUUCAAUCCAGGCACAAGGUCUUAUCGCCAAUUUUUGUCAUACAUCACUCAAGUGUACACAAAAGAAAUCGGCUGAUAAAUUAAGCCCUGUGUCUGGACAUGAAUUUAGCUUAAGUUUAUACCCUGGAAUAAGAAAAAAAAAACACAGUUAAGUUCUGAAAUUUGGAUUCUUGAAUUAUUUGGUUCCAGGGUUGGCAAUCUACGAUAUUAGCGUUGCGGUCCUGAAUUCACGUCCGAAAGUCAGUUCUUACAAAAAAUAUUUUGAGUAUCCAACACCCCAUUCAUUCACUAAUGAAACGUUCUUCAUUUCCCUUGAGCGAACAUUGUCGUAAUUUUUUUUGUACGUCGGCAGCAAACGUGGCUAUGUCUGAAAUACACCAUACGUCAUUUUCCUCUUAAA